AUGGUGAACCUGUUAAUAUUUGCUUUACUGCCAAUUUACACAUUCUCUUUCACGGUGGUUCCGUACAUCCAAAUAGACUAUGCUUACUAUUUCCGAUUAGCUCAAUGUCAGGCGAAGUGUGCUGAAAAGUAUGGAGUAGCUACCAGAAGACAUCUUCUUGAUGGCAGCAUAGAAGAAUUUGUCGAAAUUCAAUCUGAAGACGGAAAAAUGUGCGAAAAUGGUUGUCAACAACUUCGCCGUUCACACAAAAAAGUUACUCGCUCCACGAAAUCGGCUUUACACGAAGGAUCUCGUUUCUGGAUGGAAAGCUCAGCUGAUUCCGCCAAAAUAGGAACGUCUCCUGUUCAUUCUGUUGAACUCUUAUGCCAGAAUCCCUCUACCAAUGACGAAAUUGAAGAGUCUGCCGAAGGCCUCAUUGGAGUCCGGCUACUUCGCCCUAGUGGACCUGUACGUUAUAUUGUGCAGUGGAAACAGCGAACUCAUGCAUUAGGCGAAUAUGACGAGAGCAAUUGGAUCACCGCAUCUAUUGAAUCUCUGACUAGAUUCCGCGUUGAAGGGCUCAUUCCUGGGCUUCAGUAUCAGUUCAAAGUCACCGUUGUAGGCCCAAAUGGUCGCCUCGGAGAUACUGUAACCAGCGUCUGGGCUGAAGUCAGUGGCUCUCCAGUUCUCAAAAUUCCUGGUGGUCCAUUGAUUGUCAAAAACGGUUACAAUUCGGAACAAGGUGUUAUUGCUAACUUGCACUGGCCACGAACAGCAUAUGAUAGCUGCCAUCAUCGACUGGAAUUUGCAAACGCCACAGAAAGAAUCACUAGAGAUAUCACCAUGGAUUCUUCGGUUUCCAUUCUUCUGACUCAUUUGGAGUUCGACAGCCCAUACACUGUCUCAAUCGCUGCUCUACCACUCCCACGAGAUGAGCUAGAGCGAAUUCCCAGCCGAGCUCUAUCUUCGAAGUUCCGUUCAUUCGAAUGCUCUAAAGUUCAUGGAAAAGGCAGCUUGAAUUGUGCACCCGAAUCAGUUGCGGAUCUUCAUGUUAGAGUUCGAUCGAAUGGGUCAGCUCUUCUUACCUGGAAAGCCUCGGCUAAUGUGGACAAUGUGCUCAUUUAUCAGAUUGAGUACUACAGCACAUCUAGCAAGGAAUAUGGCUGUCAAACCGAAACCCAGAGUGUUUAUACAAACUCUGCCAGUACCACGAAUCAGAUCUACUUAGAGGGUGAAAAGUGUGACUACACCAUCCGCUUAAUCAAUUAUGAUUUACUCGGAAGAGAAGCUGUAAGUGAAGUUCACACCCGCAUUGAACGACCUCAUAUUUCUGCUCUCUUACAAUGGGAAUAUGUUUUCGUUGCCUUAUGCAUCACUCUCAUCUUCUUCAUUAUUGUCAUACUUCGUUGUACUUUAUCCAAAAAGUGUCCUGUUCGUGUAUCAGAAAAGACGACAAAACUUACUGACUCAUACGCUUAG
Messenger RNA from Auanema sp. JU1783, 1458 nucleotides. The record is from the annotation of a GenBank genome assembly. Lineage: Eukaryota; Metazoa; Nematoda; Chromadorea; Rhabditida; Rhabditidae.